UAAUAUUUAAGAGAGUGCUUUUCUUUACGAAGCUUUUCUUUUCCCCUCGCUUCUCAUCAUGGGAAAAGAUUCGAGCAAUAGUCAGCACACGGAGAUGGCUGUGACGGACGCAAAUGCUGCAAUUUGGGAAGAAAUCGAACGUUCUGAAAGUUACCUUGUUGCCUCUAUGUAUGAGGAGGCUGCACCAAUAGCUUCCUCAGUUUUGAGGAGCAUAAGCGAGGGCAAGAUAAAAAACUCAGCGAUCAGCAUAGACGGAUUUGAGUUGCAUGACAUGAUGACAUCAGCUGGUAUGGUGUUGGUUCAGUCCUUGAACCAACUGGGCAGGGCAUCAGACAUUUUGAAUGAGCUCAAAGUACUGUUUGUUUCUGCAGAUGCUAUCCCUGUCCAAGUUCUUCUUAUUGGGGUGUGCUUUCAGAUAUCAGCAGGUUUAUCUUUAGGCAUCAGGGAGUUUCUUGAGGAGUUCCUUAGCAAGUGGCAUUUGGUGGAUGGAAGAUAUAGUGUUCUUGUUGAUGCAAAUGUAGACGCCAAUGUACAGAAAGGAUGUGAUGAGAGGAGUUUUUUGGGAAUUGAUGAGUUUAUGGAGGUUGUUGAAAUCUAUGCUGUUACACUUCUUGGUAAAACUUUGAAGGAUCUGGACCUUGCAAUAGCUUGGGUUGAAAAAGCUGCAAUACCUGAGGAAAGACGGCAGGGACUUUUAAGAAGAUUACACUCCUUGUACUCUGCCAAAGCCAGCAACUCAUCCGAAGGCUCAUCAGUUUUGCCAGAAAAUAACCAUGAAGCUCUCAAUUCAUCAUCAAAAGAACUUAAUAUUUCUAAAGGAUAUUCUGAAGUAUUAAAACCCAAUUACCAGCCUAAUGGGGAUAAUAAUACGAAACAAGGAAUUUUGAAAUUGUCGAGGCGAAUAGACCCACUUUUUUGGUGGUUCCGUUCUAUCAAUUUGAGGGUGGGUAAUCUGCAAUUGGUCAUAACCAAUGGGAAGAUUUUUCUUGGAUGCUUGAUGUUUCUUAUUUAUUACCUUCUCCGACGGAAACAAGCUACUUUAAAAGGGAUUGUUAGGAGACAGCUUGUGUCCAUAAAAAAGGCUUUGGUGGACUUAUGGCAGCUCACCUUUUCAUACCAAGUGAACCCCCUAGCUGCUGUUCAACCUCUUCCUGCAACUCGCGGUGGUCGAUGAUGACUUUUGUCAAGGAAGAAAAACAUAUCCAAGUCUGCCAAUAAUUUCCUUGCAUAAUUGGUUGAGAUCAGGUCAUUGAUAGAGAAAUAAGUGUUACCAAUCCCAACUCACUGAAGAUCCAUGAUUGCUCUUUUUCUAUUUGGAUACUAUUAUAGAAAUCUUAAGGAAGAUGUCGAAUUCUAAUAGGAGUAGAGCUCAAUGUAUGCAAGCCUUGGGUUUAGAUAGGUCAUUUGAGGGGUUUUUUUGCUAAUGGAUACAUCUGUGAGCAUUGAGUAGACCAUUUAUGAGGGAGUAAAUCUCAUAAUUAUGGGUGAUAUAUUACAGGGGCAUUGAUAUUAUGAUUUGCUAGAGAGGGCUUUGGGUGCGGCUGCCUGUUGCUUGUUUCCUGAAAUGCGUAUUGCUGUUAUCUUUGUAAUGGGCAUUGUUCUUCACACAGUGAACUUACUAUCUUCGAUUAAAAGAUAACAAUAAUAUUAUUAUUAUAAAAAAAGAUGAUGUACGGUUUAAGAGAA
This is a messenger RNA of Manihot esculenta (cassava), 1686 nucleotides long. Its product is annotated as protein APEM9. The transcript is spliced from 7 exons. The record is from RefSeq and is a predicted model, not a curated record. Lineage: Eukaryota; Viridiplantae; Streptophyta; Magnoliopsida; Malpighiales; Euphorbiaceae. Bases 59 to 1174 code for a protein of 371 amino acids. Gene Ontology annotation, biological process: peroxisomal membrane transport.